AUGGCCGACAACAUGAGCGACGCCGACACUGACUCCAUCUCUCCUUCAGGCUCGCCAGCAGACCCCCGGUCAGGCGCAUACCAGCCCCCUCCUGAGCGUACCGCUCCCACCUCUCCAGAGCGACAACCUCCUCCACCGCCCUCCCAAUCACAGAGAACAGAGAUCAUGGCGGAAUCAGCGAGCCCCAUUGGCAUUGCCAACCUCCCCAAUCAGCGCCACAAGAUCGUGGCCAAGCGCGGUGCCGCCUUCACCAUCAUGGUAGCGGGCGAGUCCGGCUUGGGCAAGACGACCUUCAUCAACACCCUCUUCAGCACCACCAUCAAGAACUACGCCGACCACCGCCGCCGCCACGCCAAGCAGAUUGACAAGACCGUGGAAAUCGAGAUCACCAAGGCCGAGCUGGAGGAGAAGUUCUUCAAGGUCAGGCUCACGGUCAUCGACACACCCGGUUUCGGCGACUACGUCAACAAUCGCGACAGCUGGCAGCCCAUUAUCGAGUUUCUGGAUGACCAGCAUGAGAGCUACAUGUUGCAGGAGCAGCAGCCACGCCGGACGGAGAAGAUUGACCUGAGGGUACACUCUUGCCUCUACUUCAUCCGCCCCACUGGUCACACUCUGAAGCCGCUCGACAUUGAGGUGAUGAAGCGUCUGUGUACGCGUGUCAACCUCAUUCCCGUCGUGGCCAAGGCCGACACUCUCAGCCCGGCGGAUCUGGCCAAGUUCAAGUCGCGCAUCCGCGCCGCCAUUGAAGCUCAGGGCAUUAAAAUCUACACCCCACCGCUCGAAGAAGACGACGAGCCCGGUCUCCAGCACGCCCGAAGCCUGAUCUCUGCCAUGCCCUUCUCGGUCAUCGGCAGCGAGCGCGACGUCAGCACUCCCGACGGCCGCACCGUCAAGGGCCGUCAAUACGCCUGGGGUGUCGCAGAAGUGGAAAACGAAGACCACUGCGACUUCAAAAAGCUCCGCGCCAUCCUCAUCCGCACGCACAUGCUCGACCUCAUCCACACGACGGAAGAGAACCACUACGAAGCCUACCGCGCCCAGCAGAUGGAGACGCGCAAGUUCGGCGAGGUGAAGCCGCGGAAGCUGGACAACCCCAAGUUCAAGGAGGAGGAGGAGCAGUUGCGGAAGAGGUUCACGGAGCAGGUCAAGGUCGAGGAGCAACGGUUUAGGCAAUGGGAGCAGAAGUUGAUCGCGGAGAGGGACCGGCUGAACAAGGAUUUGGAGCAGAGUCAUGCUGUGAUUAAGCAGCUGGAGACGGAGGUGGAGGGGUUGCAGGGGAGCAUGUCGAGGACUGGGAGGCGUUAA
This is a messenger RNA of Saxophila tyrrhenica, 1308 nucleotides long. RefSeq names its product Septin spn4 (gene spn4). Gene Ontology annotation, cellular component: septin ring; microtubule cytoskeleton; septin complex. The record is from RefSeq and is a predicted model, not a curated record. Lineage: Eukaryota; Fungi; Ascomycota; Dothideomycetes; Mycosphaerellales; Extremaceae. Gene Ontology annotation, biological process: intracellular protein localization; cytoskeleton-dependent cytokinesis. The transcript is spliced from 3 exons. The coding region runs from base 1 to 1308 and encodes 435 amino acids. Gene Ontology annotation, molecular function: GTP binding; GTPase activity; molecular adaptor activity.